Messenger RNA from Mangifera indica (mango), 1665 nucleotides. Its product is annotated as lysine-specific demethylase JMJ706-like. Gene Ontology annotation, cellular component: nucleus. Bases 663 to 1301 code for a protein of 212 amino acids. The transcript is spliced from 3 exons. Gene Ontology annotation, biological process: chromatin remodeling. Gene Ontology annotation, molecular function: histone demethylase activity. The record is from RefSeq and is a predicted model, not a curated record. Lineage: Eukaryota; Viridiplantae; Streptophyta; Magnoliopsida; Sapindales; Anacardiaceae.
CAUUCUACCCAGAGGAGGACAGGUAAAUUAAGUGUUCUUCUUCUUUUUGCUUAAUUGUAAUUUGACACAAAUCAUCCUUUUGGUUACCUUCAGGAAAUAUACCUAUGGUACCUUCCAGCAUAAGGCCAAUGAGGAAUUUGUUCGUCAAUUUGCUCCUGCAGGUGGCCGUCGUCUUUCAUACAUAGAAAAGAGAUUUUGGCUUGAAAUGGUUCAUAAACAAGAAACAGUUGAGUAUGCAGUGAAUGUUGAAGGCAGCACCUUCUCCUCAGAUCCUGGCGACAAGCUUGCAACAAGCAAUGGCAAUUUGAAGUAUUUUAAUAAGCUGCCAGACAAUGUUUUUCGCCACCUGGAUAUAACUGUUCCGGUAUGGAGAAUGAUGCUUGAUUCUCAGUCUUUUAGGUCUUAAAAUUUUUUGAUAGUUUCUUAAACAAAUCUGUUGUAAAUUUAGGGAAUAACAGAUCCGAUGCUUUGCAUUGGUAUGAUAUACAGUAUUUUUGCCUGGCAUGUGGAAGAUCAACACGUAUAUAGGUACCAUUACUCUCUUUGCCAAUUCCAACUUUUUGCUUUUUGAUUCUCUGAUUUUCUCUUUUUUCUGGUAUUAGCAUCUACUUAUUAUAUUCUCAGCAUCAAUUAUCUUCACUCUGGAGCACCCAAAACUUGGUAUGGUGUUCCAGGUAAUGAGGCUCCUCAGUUCGAAAGGGGUAGCAAUGUAUCAUCUGUUUGCCGGUAAGAACUUUUCCCUCGAGGGUGAGGACAGAGUUUUCAAUAGGUUAGCAGGAAAAACAACAAUGUUUCGUCCAAAUUUAUUGCUGCAAAAUGGUGUACCUGUUUACAAGGCUCUGCAGAUGCCUGGGGAAUUUGUCGUUACCUUUCCUAGAGCAUAUCAUGGAGGAUUCAGUAAUGGUUUUAAUUGCGGCGAGGCAGUAAACUUUGCACUUAAAGAUUGGUUUCCAUUUGGGAAAUAUGCUGGAGGUCGGUAUGCACGUCUCCACAAGCAGUUGUUUAUUCCUUAUGAAGAGCUCCUUGUUAAAGAAGUAAUGUCGCUUAAUCACUCAGCUGCAGAAUCUGCCUCUCAAACUUCUGCUAAUGCUUGUUUUAGACAGCAUAUAAAAUCUCUAAACAGCACUCUCAUGAGCUUAAAGAAUCUAAAAGUUCCAUUUGUGUAUACACCAAAUUCUGAAACAUCAAUCUGCAGCCUAUGCUAUCAUGACUGCUACUUGGCCUCCGUCCGGUGUCAGUGUCGAACCAGAUGCCUUUUCCAUGGUAUGUUCCAACAUAUUCUUGCUCUUGUAGAAUCAUAAACAGUGAAUUUGGAUCCAAAUAGUCUGUCUCUCUUUUUCUUUUUUCAUGGCAUAACAGAGGUUAUGAAGCUUCAUUGUUCUAAUGGAUGUAACAUAACUGUGCAUCUAAGUUGAGAGGUGCUGAGUGUGGAAACUAAAGCUGGUGACCUUCAAUCAAAGAAAUAAUGUCAGAGAAUGCACAUAUAGUUUCUUGCAUUGAAGAUGGACUUGCUCUAGAUAGAGAGGCAAGCAAAACCUUAAUUCAAUCCUACAGUUUGUCAUAAGAACUCUUGGUGGUAUAUAUGUGAAGCCUGUGUUUUGGCUCCUGCCGCAUGAUAAUCUUUCAUAAUUUUGAUUUUAUACUAAAUGUUUCGGAUUUUUUUUC